CAGGAUUGUGCAUGUUUUACAGUAAAACAUUAUAGUAACUACUGAAGAAAUAGACUAGAACAUGGCCUCCUUUGCCAGCACUCUACAUCAACAAAUCCCCAUGAUAAAGAAGGACCUGACUUCGGAAUGUAUAGAUCUGUCCUUAUUCCUGAGCUUUAGCAUCAUUGGAAGGUCUGGAAGCUGGAAGGUCCAAGAUCAAGGUGCUAGCUGAUUUGGUUCCUGGUAGGGGCUCACUUCCUGGCUUGCAGAUGGCCACUUUCUCCACCUCUCACAUGGUGGAGAAGAAGUGGACAGGCAAAUCACAGGAAACUCAGACUAUUACCAUGUGUGGCACCACUAUUUGGGUGACAGCUCUAUUUGGAAAUGAUGGUUCAUGAACAGAUUGCAGCUAAAUGGAAGAUUUUUUUAAAAGGCCUAAUUUGGGACUCUAGCCUGAUAACUUUCGUGGAAUAAGAGAAAUUGGAUGAACCUGCGGGAUGCUGAAACAGGGAAGAUACUCUGGCAAGGAACAGAAGACCUGUCAGUCCCUGGAGUGGAGCAUGAAGCCCGUGUUCCCAAGAAAAUUCUCAAAUGCAAGGCAGUAUCUCGAGAAUUGAACUUCUCUUCAGCAGAGCAAAUGGAAAAAUUCCGCCUGGAACAAAAAGUUUACUUCAAAGGACAAUGCCUAGAAGAAUGGUUCUUCGAGUUUGGCUUUGUGAUCCCUAACUCCACAAAUACCUGGCAAUCCCUGAUAGAGGCAGCGCCUGAGUCCCAGAUGAUGCCUGCCAGUGUGCUAACUGGGAAUGUUAUCAUAGAGACAAAGUUUUUUGACGACGAUCUUCUCGUAAGCACAUCCAGAGUGAGACUUUUCUACGUUUAAGAGAAGAAUGUAUGUGCAUUUCAAGAAUUUGUGUUUUGGGGGGAAGGAGGAAACUGUUUACUUUUUUUCUCCACACAUUUGAUUUUUGACACUUCCGCCCCUAAUGCUCUCUACGACAAAACCCACCUGCAGCCACAAGGGGACCAGCUCUGUAUAGGUAACCAGAUGGCUUUUUUCCCUCAAGCAGCCAUCUUCCACUGACCAGACUAACUCCCCACCUCAGACCAGGGCAGAGGGCGUGCCUCGACUCUUUCCCAGGGUAAACUGGGACAAACACACACCAGGAGCCACUGCAGGAGCUGAUGCUGUUCCUGUCACCCUCCCUGCCUCCUCCUUGGGUCCUGCAGGGGACACAUCUUCCUUUGGCCCCUGGCUUUGGAAAAAUUCAUGUUCUUGACCUAUGUUUAGUCUUUUCCUACCGUUUCUAUUUCAUACAUUCUCGUACAUUUAACUUGUAAAAUAGACUGUGAUAUUAUUAUGUAAUGAAUUGAAACAUAUGAAUUAAAAUAUUCCUACAGUCUUUAGCAUGGCA
Molecule: messenger RNA, 1391 nt
Organism: Molossus molossus (Pallas's mastiff bat)
Lineage: Eukaryota; Metazoa; Chordata; Mammalia; Chiroptera; Molossidae
Gene: PDE6D
Product: phosphodiesterase 6D
Exons: 7
Coding region: 464-859 (131 amino acids)
Biological process (GO): sensory perception of light stimulus
Cellular component (GO): cytoplasm
Source: RefSeq, a predicted model, not a curated record